Grus americana (Whooping crane) is the source of this 2615-nucleotide messenger RNA. RefSeq names its product ERGIC and golgi 3 (gene ERGIC3). The record is from RefSeq and is a predicted model, not a curated record. NCBI's taxonomy places the organism in Eukaryota, Metazoa, Chordata, Aves, Gruiformes, Gruidae. Bases 405 to 1556 code for a protein of 383 amino acids. Gene Ontology annotation, cellular component: endoplasmic reticulum; Golgi membrane; COPII-coated ER to Golgi transport vesicle. The transcript has 13 exons. Gene Ontology annotation, biological process: endoplasmic reticulum to Golgi vesicle-mediated transport; retrograde vesicle-mediated transport, Golgi to endoplasmic reticulum.
GCUUUGCUUUCCGCUUUGUUGCUGCGACAGCCAGCCUGAGGGCCGGCUCCGUCGUUCUCAAAGGGCAUUAGUAACAACCUCCAGACCUUCCAAAGGCGGAGGCAACGGAAGGGAGGGGGAGGAUGCAAAACCGAGUGCAAACUGCUCCCUACCAGCAGCUUCGCCUCGGUAUCAAGCCCUUUGCAGCUGAGCGAUCUCGGCACAGCCAGCGUCUCCUGGGUACCCUUCAAAGGCCCGUGCGCCGUCAGCACGGAGACUCAGUAGAAGGCGAGGCGGCAGCGAGGACCUUACCCUAGAGGAGCCCGGGAGCCGCAGCCCCUCCCCGCCAGCCCCGUCGGCCGGCUUCGCGCCGCGGAGCACGGGCGGCCCCGGAAGGCGGAUGUGGUUCCGGGUGGCGCGGCGCCAUGGAUUCGCUGUGGCGGCUGAAGCGGUUCGAUGCCUUCCCCAAGACCCUGGAAGAUUUUCGGGUCAAAACGUGCGGGGGCGCGCUGGUGACGGUUGUCAGCGGGCUCAUCGUGGUGCUGCUUUUCUUCUCGGAGCUGCAGUACUACCUCACCAAAGAGGUUCACCCGGAAUUGUACGUUGACAAAUCGAGGGGAGAUAAACUGAAGAUCAACCUGGACGUUAUUUUCCCACAUAUGCCUUGUGCUUAUUUGAGCAUUGAUGCCAUGGAUGUAGCAGGAGAGCAGCAGCUGGAUGUAGAGCACAAUCUGUUUAAACAACGUUUGGAUAAAGCUGGCAAUCGUGUGACUCCAGAGGCUGAGCGACAUGAGCUGGGGAAGGAAGAAGAAAAAGUGUUUGAUCCAGAUUCUUUGGAUGCCGAUCGCUGUGAGAGCUGUUACGGGGCAGAGUCAGAGGACAUUCGGUGUUGUAAUACUUGUGACGAUGUCAGAGAAGCAUACAGGCGGCGAGGCUGGGCCUUCAAGAACCCGGAUAGCAUAGAGCAGUGCAAGAGGGAAGGGUUUAGCCAGAAAAUGCAAGAGCAGAAGAACGAGGGCUGCCAAGUGUAUGGUUUCCUAGAGGUCAACAAGGUAGCUGGAAAUUUCCACUUUGCACCAGGAAAAAGUUUCCAACAGUCUCAUGUCCAUGUUCACGAUCUGCAGAGCUUCGGACUUGAUAACAUCAAUAUGACGCACUAUAUCAAACAUCUCUCAUUUGGAAGGGAUUAUCCAGGCAUUGUGAACCCUCUGGAUGGGACGGACGUCACUGCACAGCAAGCUUCGAUGAUGUUUCAGUAUUUUGUCAAAGUGGUCCCCACGGUGUAUAUGAAAGUAGAUGGUGAAGUGGUAAGGACUAACCAGUUUUCAGUUACACGACAUGAGAAGAUAGCCAACGGGCUACUGGGAGACCAGGGUCUGCCUGGUGUAUUUGUGCUAUAUGAACUUUCGCCCAUGAUGGUGAAGCUGACAGAGAAACACAGGUCCUUUACACACUUUCUCACGGGAGUUUGUGCCAUCGUUGGAGGCAUAUUUACAGUUGCAGGACUCAUUGACUCCUUGAUUUAUCACUCAGCACGUGCCAUCCAGAAGAAAAUUGAACUUGGGAAGACAACAUAAAUAAGCAAUGACCUUACCCCACAAAAACACCCUCUAAGGAGAACUAAACAGGUUUUUUGAAACACAGGUGAUGUUCUGAGUGCACAAGAGGAGAGGUUUGGAAUUUCCAGAUGGCUCUGACUGCUCUUACAUUACUGUCCCAUCAUUCUUUGUUUGGCAUUAAUUUUUGUGGAUGAAACUGCUUGAACCUUGCUGCUAUAAAGAUUAGCCACCUUGUCUGGCUGUGCAGACCCUACUGUAAAAAUCCUUUUGUCUCAGUCCAUGUUCAUCCAGUACUGCCCCCCUCCCUGAAAGAGGAGAUACUGCAUUCUGUUUGCCUCUAGAAAUAAUGUGUGGUAUUGUCAUGAGACCUGGAAUGGAUUGAAGUUGCCAUUGAAUAAGCUUUCUGGCAACACCAUCUAGCUUUUUAAAUUUUUCUUAAGAAUCUUUCUGAGCGUGCUGAUGCUGUAGGCCAGACGUCUGCGAAAACAUGCUGAAUCCCAUGUGCUUUCCUUCAGCUGUCGCAGGCAAGACCUAGCACUUGGGAUGUGCUUACUGUACCAUGGGGCAUUGUAGUUGCUCCACAUUGCUCUUCCUAGGAAAGAUGCAAGUUCAUGUUUCAGCAAAAAAAGUGUUUGGAGUUUUAAUUGGUUUUUAAACUGAAUUGUAUUUUUCAGUGUCCCUGUGUUUCUAGUUUGAAAUAAAGUCCAUCUUCUAUGUGUGUUUUGGUAAGCAUUUGGAAGAAUAAUUAAAUUACUUGAACUAAAGCUGGUACUGAAUUGGAAGGUGUAAUUAAAACUCUGUGUGGGAAACUGGAUAUAAUGGAGAAGAGAAACAGAAGACAUACAGAAAUGGAGAUUCUGCCUGGAGAGGUAGAAAAAUCAAUUAACUGUGCUCUGGAGGAGAAAAUCUCCUUUGGGGAGCUCAGUCUCCAGGGUCUGUAAUUUUGUUCUGCAGGGUGGAGCUGGGAUAGAUUGUACUGUCUUCAAAGCAGUAAGGGCUCAAAAAGUAAAGCAAACGUCAACAGUAGAUUCACAUGUGUUUUCAAAGUUUAUUCAAUAUAAGAUCAUUUCAACUUUA